AUGCAUUGUACAGGUAGGGGUCCGGUUGUCGCCGCCAGCUGCGGCCCGCAACGAUUUGUCCAGCUCCACUUUGCUGACACCAAAGCACGAGCACGCGCAGCGCGCAGCCAGAUGUCACUUGCAUCCCUUUUCCGCGACUUGCCCUUAACACGUGUCCAGCGCAGGGGCCAAGUGGACGGCUGUCGCGGCCUCCAUUCGCUGCCUCCGCCGGUCAAUCCCCAUACAGUACUCGCCCGCCGCACUCGGCACCGGCCCGUGUGCGUCCACAGUGUGGACUCCACACGCCCAAGAGGCCCUCCUCACAAUCUAAGCCCUACAACGCCCUCCCACCACACCCCCACCACACUGACAUCUUUGACCUCUUACAACCACGCAUCGCGCUCAAUCCGCACCCGGCCCCUUCCGUCCACCUGCACUGCCAUGUCGAGCUACCUGCCCUCCUUCCGGCGCGCGCCUUCCGCGCCUGUAGACGACGCCCCGCUGAGCUCGCUCCCUGCCUGCGAGCUCACGCCUCUGACGCGUCUGGAGGCGGCUCUGCACGCGGACAUCUUCGCGCCCACGUCCACGCUCCUCCACCCGGGCGACCCGUGGCGCGCCCUCGCGCCGCCCAACCGCCGCGCCCUCGCGCUGCGCUUCCUGCGCUUCCACCUGCUGCAGGAGGCCGCCGCGCUGGAGCACGCGCGCCGCGUCGCCGCGUGGCGCGCCGCCGACCGCCCGUGGGAGCGCCCGCUCAAGGCCAUGGCCGGCCCCGCCGCAGGCCUGCCCGUGCUCCCGCUGCACGCCCCCGGCAGAAACGGAGACGUCCUCGUGUACUCCGCGGCGCGCGCGUACAUCAGGGCACAGGUCAACCACGCCGCCCAGGAGGAGGCCGUGAAGACCUUUUUUGAAUCCACGUUUUAUGCGCAGGGCGCGCAAACAGGCCUGUCGGCCGUCGUCGUGCUUGACUUUCAUGGCAUGAGUAUGAGCAAUGUUGACUUGGUUGGGACGAAGAAUGGCAUUAGAAUCUUUGCCGACUUUUAUCCGGACGUUUUUAGCAAGGUCUUGGUUGUCAACUAUGCUAGAUGGCUGCACGGAACCUGGAAGUGCAUCGCGCAGCUGUUGGACGCGAGGACAGUGCGAAAGGUCAUGUUUUUGAGUGACACCAACCAGAUGCGAGAGGAGCUAUCGAAGUCCUUUGCGAAGGCUGAUAUUCCCCGCUGGCUCGGCGGUGACGCCGGUGACGGCGCCUUGCAGUUAUAUUGCGGCGCCACAAUCGACCCCGACGAAGUUGCAAAAACAAUGCAGGCCAAAAGUUGAUGCUACACACAGAACGCAAUCG
Chondrus crispus (carragheen) is the source of this 1318-nucleotide messenger RNA. RefSeq lists its product as hypothetical. Lineage: Eukaryota; Rhodophyta; Florideophyceae; Gigartinales; Gigartinaceae. Bases 1 to 1296 code for a protein of 431 amino acids. The transcript is spliced from 5 exons. The record is from RefSeq and is a predicted model, not a curated record.